UCUACAACAAUGUCCUCUACAAUUCCCUCCACUUCUCUAAACCAAGUCUAUUCAAGAAGGCUAUUAGUCUCGGGUAUGGACUUAAACACACCUGAAUCCGGGCCAGCCUUAUCGGAUCCGGACACACCCGUACCCACUAGCUGCCUCGACGCCGACGUGGUCAUGAUAUUGGCAGUCUUUUUAUGUGCUUUAAUCUUCGGCCUUGGACUAAAUUCAAUUGUUAAAUGCGCUCUCCUAUGCUCAAGUCAGGUCGGGUUAGAACCUGAGUCGGAUCAUAGGACCCGUCUACCUGCCACCGGAGCGAGGAGAAAAGCGAUACGGGCGCUACCCAUUACGGUGUACUCGCCCGAGUUGAAACUAAAUGGGUCGGAUUCGGAGUGCGUCAUAUGCUUAUCGGGUAUGAAUUCGGGUGAACGGGUUCGGGUACUGCCCAAAUGUAGCCAUGGAUUUCAUGUUAGGUGCAUUGAUAGAUGGCUCAUGGCUCAGCCAUCGUGUCCAGUGUGUCGCCAAUGUUUGAUCGUGACGGGUCAGAAGAGUUCGGGUUGCAGCAAUGCGGAUCCGGAUAAUUCCGGUACGGGUCGUACGAUUAUUGUUCCUUCGGAACCCGAAAUGCUUGGGAAUAAUUAUAGGGGAAGUUAGUCGAUUGAGAACAUAGGUGUUGUUCUUUUUCUUUUUCUUUUUCUUUUUUUUUUCCUUUUUUUUUGGUGCGCUCCCCCGAGAGUGUGUGCAUGAGUUGGCAGAGUUGGUGUUUGAUGUUUUACUUCUUAGUCAAACGAAAAUGGAAAAAAUGUCACUACAUUUUU
This is a messenger RNA of Asparagus officinalis (garden asparagus), 803 nucleotides long. Its product is annotated as RING-H2 finger protein ATL78-like. Gene Ontology annotation, molecular function: transferase activity. The transcript has a single exon. NCBI's taxonomy places the organism in Eukaryota, Viridiplantae, Streptophyta, Magnoliopsida, Asparagales, Asparagaceae. Bases 10 to 639 code for a protein of 209 amino acids. Gene Ontology annotation, biological process: protein ubiquitination. The record is from RefSeq and is a predicted model, not a curated record.